Populus euphratica (Euphrates poplar) is the source of this 1147-nucleotide messenger RNA. RefSeq lists its product as uncharacterized. The coding region runs from base 80 to 457 and encodes 125 amino acids. The transcript has 5 exons. The record is from RefSeq and is a predicted model, not a curated record. NCBI's taxonomy places the organism in Eukaryota, Viridiplantae, Streptophyta, Magnoliopsida, Malpighiales, Salicaceae. Gene Ontology annotation, molecular function: metal ion binding.
UUCACCUCCUCCUGUCUUGGUUCUUGACCUCAAGCUUCCUUCACUGUCCUUGAUCUUCAAUAUUCCUCUAUAUAUAAACAUGCAGGAGCACCGCAAAGCUACGUUGAAACUGGAUAUACAUGAUGAGAAAACCAAGAAAAGGGCUAUGAAGACAGUCUCUGGUUUCUCAAGGGUGGAUUCAAUAUCCAUGGACCGGAAGGACAACAAAUUGACAGUAACAGGCGACAUCGAUCCAGUAAACAUAGUGAACAAAUUGAGAAAGUUUUGUCACGUAGAGAUAGUUUCUGUAGGAGACGCAAAAGAGCCUGAAAAGAAAAAAGAAGAGCCAGAGAAACCAGAAGAUGAGAAGAAAGAUGAAGAUCAAUACGUGUAUGAGUUGGCGAGGGCUCACAGGUCCUAUUAUCCUCACGCGACCAUGUAUUACCAUGUUUCAAGUGUUGAGGAUGUUGUGACUUAAGAUAUCAUUGAUUUCUUGGCCAUAUUUUUGGACUAGAUGCUGAUAAUGAAUCUAGAACCUAGAGUGGACUGUUUCCCUUCGAAAAUAACAGGCCUGACCCUUGAGAUUCUAUUAAUUACAUGGUAUGCCAAGCACACAAGAACUCCAAGGUUACUGCAGGGACGGCGGCUAGAAUUUUACGAGUGGGGUAUCGGAUUUGAAAAUAAAAUAAAUAAAGGAAUACAGGACAUAAUAUUGGGGUGAAAAAUAUGGAAUUUCUAUCAAAUAAUCCGUAAUUCGAAUGGCUGAAUUAGAAAUGCUUAAACAAAAUGCAAAAUCUUGCAAGGUUUUGAGGACGCCAUGUCCAUCGGAGCUCUUCCUGUCUUCUGCAAGGAUAGACACAAACCCCUCCUGUGUUAGUGUGAUUCUAUUUAUAAGGCCGAUCCUGUGCUGCUAAAUUACAAGCUUAGAUAGUAAUAUACGAGUCUUGCAUUGUUGACUGGACUUGUCCUUACGCGUGACUGAAAGGAACAGAACACCAGUAGAUCUAUCAUCUUGACCAUAAAGAUUUGGAAAUCAAGAUGAUGUCCUUACGCUGGCUAGAGUUGUUUCUACGAAAGCGGAGUCGUGGCUUCUAUUUUAGAGACAAAUCUCCAGAGGGACCGGGUUGAUAACCAUGGGAGAGAUUAGAAAACAAGCAUUGUUGACUGG